Messenger RNA from Haplochromis burtoni (Burton's mouthbrooder), 428 nucleotides. Its product is annotated as ladderlectin. NCBI's taxonomy places the organism in Eukaryota, Metazoa, Chordata, Actinopteri, Cichliformes, Cichlidae. The record is from RefSeq and is a predicted model, not a curated record. Gene Ontology annotation, molecular function: signaling receptor activity.
CAUUCUGCAUCCCCUCUGCCACACUCUUUCUGAAGUUUUAUAACUUUGCUGUAUCAUCUGUAUAACCGUGAAGAUGUUUCCUGUGUGUGUGUUUGUUUGUGCUGUGAUGAUUCUGACCCAUGCUGCUGUUCUCCCCGAAGGAGGGAGUGGAACUAAUCAAACAGCCAAAAGUCACCUGGUCAAGAGGUCCUCUGAUUGUCCUGGUGGUUGGACUCUGUUGAGUGGUCGCUGUUUCCUCUACGUUCCAAGACGCAUGACAUGGGCUAAAGCAGAGAAAAACUGCUUGUUCAUGGGGGCCAACCUUGCAUCUGUGCACAGCAGCACAGAGUAUCAUGGGAUUCAGCACCUGAUAGUGACUGCCAGUCAUGACUACCAAGAAACUUGGAUUGGAGGAAGUGAUGCACAGGAGAACAAGGCCUGGUUAUGGA